AUGGUCAUGGACGAAUUCCCUCGGCCGCCAAAUCGCCGUGGCGUAGCGGCACCUGGGAGUCCCAGGCACGGCCGUAAUCGCCAUGAAGGCUUCUCUCCCCCAAACACCCCGCCGUCUUUGGUCCGGAAGCAAAAAUCGCCGCAGUCUCUCAAUUUGGAUAUUCGCCCCUCGUACCCUCAGACAUUCUUCGAAGAUACCACGCCGGUCGAACCAAGCCGCCCGAGCGAGUCUGGAGACGAGCCGGAUCCACACGAUUUGGCAUUGUCGCCCAAGCAUAUCACUCGGACCUCCGUCGUUGACAACAUGCUCCUUUCGCUAGACCAAUUCGUCCCCGGCUCGCCAUUGUUCUCUGAGCCUCGCUUUUUUGGCGGCUCGCCCGAACCCGAUCGCUAUGAUGCCAAUCGUUUUCCCGAUUCUGGUCGCUUGAGGGGCCAUACCUAUUCGUCGUCUGCAUCCUCCGGACCAUACCACGAAGACAUUUGUGAUUAUCCCUCGGUGCCUCGUUCUGCCGGCCCUCGAAGCAACAAUGGCUCCGCUUUUCAAAUUCCCCAACGUCACUAUGAUGGCUCACGCACUGGAGAAAACACCAGCGCCCCUUAUCGUUCUAGGAACUAUGAGCCCACCGAGGGCCCUCGUGCUAAGCAUCUAUACUCUGGACAUUCGACUCGGCAACAAAGUAUAGAUAGCGUCUCUAGUACUGAUUAUGAACCCACUAUCGGGGAGAACGUGACUGAAUACAACGAACGAAGCUCCGCGAGUUUGGAUUAUGACCCCGCAACUGACUCACGGCCGUCAACAGAUGAUCUGGAAGCGGCACCAACCCCAACUGUGCCUGCUGGCCCUAGAAGAGACCUACCACGCGACCUGUCAGGGAUACCUGCCAACUUCCCUCAGCCGCGAACUCCUGCUAUGUCUCGCCGCAACAGCAACAAAUCAUCCAAGAGCGUCGCUACCCGAAAGGGCCAUUCCGAGACGCUUGGAACUUCGACUAUCAGAAACCAAGAACCAGCACCUCCUUUGCCGUCGAAUGUAAUUGACCCGACUGCGCCUAGUCCCGCGGUUUCUUAUCAGAAGCCCACGCCUACAUCCGCCGAGUCACCUCAGGCCAAGGAAAGGCCUGGCUUCUUCAGACGAGUUUUUGGUGGGUCGUCCAAGACCCCUACUCCCGACAAGACCACUCCCGAUCAAACGCCGCCGACUGAAACCGCAAAGGUACCAACAAGGCCCAGCGUUCCCUCGAAUAACCAGCCCCGCCAAGAUGAGAAACAUCCGGUAGUGUCUAAGAAGCCAUCUUUCUUCCGUCGCCGGAAGAAGUCAGUGGUUGACCAUACUCCUCCGCCAUUGAUUCUCGCCCCUAAUACGCUGAAAGCGCUCGACAUGCAAGGACAACCUAGCCCGGCGAGCAGCCUUCGCCAGGUAAUGGACCCUUAUUUGGGCGAGUCUAUACCUUCCCCGACACUUCAAAGCUCCCAAGACCAACCGGAUGACAGCCCAAGAAGCUUUGGGCGUAGGGGAACUGGGGAUUCAGAUACUUCUUUCCCUGGAGACCCCCCUCCUCGCAAUGCAGCUCGACUGACUCACACCGCGGAUGGUUCGGCCAAGAAGAGUGCUUUGAAAAACAAACAGAGUCUCAACCUUCAGACCCCCAAUAACGGCACUUUUUUGGUCGGUAAGAGUCCAACUGAAGCUAGCAGCAAGUCGGAUGGCCAGCGAGAUUGGAGACCCAAGACGAGCCCUGCUCCUCGCGGCACUUUGGAUCAUAGCUCCUAUGCACUCGGUAUCGAUGACAAACUACCGCCAAAAGCGUCAAAAAAUCUCUUGCCACAACUCGAAACCCCGGGCACCAGCUUCCUCCAUACCUCGGCCACUUCCAGUCGUGGCUCUUUGCGCGAAGACUUACCAGUAGACCCGAAUAUGUCCGCCUCCGAAAUAUCGCAAUACCACACAGCAUCGAACACUCCAUUAACUGAGACACCAAUCAUCAUGACUGAGUCAUUCCAUGACGUAGUUGAAGGAUCUCCAGGAAAAUCGACUGAUGUUGAAGUCGAAAUUACCGAUGAUCCAGUUACUGCUGCAGAUCGAGAGCUGGCCCAAAAACUCUUUGAGGACCAAGAAGAAAUAACAGGCAAUGAGCCUGCAGCGUCCUGGUUGGGAAGCGUUGAUCGAGUCACGGUGCGAAAGGCUUACAUGAGUCUUUAUAAUUGGACUAAUAUGGAUAUCCUGGCCGCCCUGCGAAGUCUUUGUACAAAGAUCGCCUUGAAAGGAGAGACGCAGCAGGUCGACAGAGUUUUGGAUGCCCUGUCUACCAGGUGGUGUGAAUGCAAUCCUAAUCAUGGAUUCAAAGCCGUCGAUGUGGUUCAUACCAUUUGCUAUUCUCUGCUCCUUCUCAAUACCGACUUGCACCUGGCAGAUAUUGAAUCAAAAAUGACGAGAUCCCAGUUUGUACGCAACACAUUGCCGACGAUCAAUCGCGUGGCGUCCGAUGCCGCCCCUGACGGAUUUGAGACAAUCAAAGCGAGUAAUACCAAAUCUCGCGGACAAUUGAGCUCAGUAUACAAAUCUCCUACUCUACCUUCAUCUGAGCUGAUGCCUUCGAACGAAGGAGAGACAAGGUCCAAAAGAGGCUCCGUCCUAAUGGAGAAGUCUGGUUCCUCUGGGGCUUUGGUGAACACGCCGUUCCAAGGCACAAUCAAAGCAUGGGAGGUUCAAGUUGAGAUCGUCUUGAAAGACUUUUACAAUUCUAUCCAAAAGCAACGUCUUCCCUUGUAUAAUGCACCCGUGGAACAAGAGGGUCUUGCACCUCCUUCGGCUACCGGUAAUGUUCUUCGUCGCAGUCCUAGUGUGCUCAGCAAGUCCGGUUCGGAUAUCAUCCCUCGUGGCCGAUCUACCGAUUCACGAGCGGUUGCAGGAAGGUGGGCAUCGAAGCCACGGUCAAGAGCUCGAUUAUAUCCAUCAUCAACGCUAGGCUCGAGUCGUACCAGCCUGGACGACCAAUCGUCUAUCUGGAGUCCGUCAGGGUCAAGUACAUGGAGCAAGUAUUCACUUGGGAAAACCCUUACUUCCAUGUCGGUAGACUCAUUUGGUUCCGAAUAUCCUCGCGGUGGUGGUUAUCAGCAGUCUAUUGGGUUUGCCAAUGCACUCAGCCAUGCGAUUAUCCGAGAGGACUCGGCACACUCGAUUACGAGUUACGAUGAUCCUGAAACAAAUGCUCCGCUACUCGAAGACGAAACAUUGGAACUUGCGGGAGCUCCAUGGGCCAAAGAAGGCAGUCUUAAACACAAGCAGCACCUUGAGGCUGUCGAUAAGCGUGCUAAGGACCGCAAUUGGAACGAAUGUUUCGCUGUCAUCCAACGCGGAUGGCUGCGGCUCUUCUCGUUUAAUGCCAACAGCAAGUCGAUGCGCAUGAAGUCGAAACAGCGACAAAACGGAGGCGGCGGCGUCGUGGGAGGAGGAAACUGGAUGGAAAACGCAGAGGAAGUUUGGAAAUUCCUUCUCCGCCAGACCAUUGCGAGCGCUUUACCUCCCCCGGGCUACUCAAAGUCACGUCCGCAUGUGUGGGCUCUUAGUCUGCCUACCGGCGCAGUGCAUUUGUUUCAAGUCGGCACAGCCGAGAUUGUGAAGGAAUUUGUUACGACGGCAAAUUACUGGAGUGCUCGACUGUCCAAACAACCCCUGGUAGGUGGAGUCAGCAACAUGGAGUACGGCUGGGGCGACAGCGUCAUCAACAGCGCCAUUGUCCAGAUGGACAGACGCUCACCCACCAUCAACUCCACCGGUGGACCACGCCCCAGCAUCCAAAGCUCAAUCCGCAGCUCCUUGGACCAACAGAGCGGUGGCAGCAUCAGAGCAAAGCUCCCUGCAGAUCGUGUGCACCUGAGCGACUGGACUCCACCGCAGCAAACAAUGAGCGCAUCCAGCCUGACUGAGCCGGAUCAACUCGGCGCUCUCCAAACUUACGUCAAGAACGUCGAAGACGAGCUGCAAAAGCACAACGAACUGCGCUCCGCCAUGAUGCUUGCUUUCUCGCCGCGCCAUCCAAACUCGUCCAAGGCCAUGGCCAACUGGGAACGCAAAUCGUCUUAUUUGCUGAGAGAAAUUGUCAAGUUUCGAACGUAUAUCGACUGCUUACAGGCGGCCAAGGGCCAGCGAGAGAAACUGUAUGCUUCUCGCGAGGAUCCUACCCCUGCCACUUGA
Talaromyces rugulosus is the source of this 4194-nucleotide messenger RNA. RefSeq lists its product as uncharacterized. The transcript is spliced from 2 exons. Gene Ontology annotation, molecular function: guanyl-nucleotide exchange factor activity. The coding region runs from base 1 to 4194 and encodes 1397 amino acids. The record is from RefSeq and is a predicted model, not a curated record. NCBI's taxonomy places the organism in Eukaryota, Fungi, Ascomycota, Eurotiomycetes, Eurotiales, Trichocomaceae. Gene Ontology annotation, biological process: regulation of ARF protein signal transduction.